AGUAGAUUUUGGUGUGCGAGUGAGAGUGAAUAUAAAGACUGAGGCGCACACACAUUAACCUUCUCUCUUUCUCGAAAUCCUUCUCUUCUCUUCUUCUGUGGUAGAGGAACCAGAAGGGCUUUGCGUUGUGCCUCCCUCACCCUCACAACUAGCAGAGUAGAUAGAGCAGAUGGGAGAGAGGAUCCCAUCUGGGACUUAUUUCCAGUUCCCUCCUCCCGGACCCGGACUUCCUCCAUCGCCUAUUAGGUCCUCCUCUAUUCCUUCAGAUCGCGAAAGAUAUUUGGCUGAAUUAUUGGCAGAGAGGCAAAAGUUGGGACCAUUUGUGCAAGUUCUUCCACAAUGUACCAGGCUCAUAACUCAAGAAAUCAGACGGAUAACGGGCUUUAACCAAGGUUUCAUUGAACAUGAUAGACCUGAGUCAGACAGUCCGUUUAGGUCCUUAAGUCAACAUCCAAAUAGUAGGCCAAUGGAUUUGGAGGGAUGGCCUGCUGUACCAAUUGAGGACAAUGGAAAUCUGCAAAGAAUAGCAUCAUUUCAAGCACCGCCUAUGGGUUGGCCUGGGACACAAGGAGUUCCGACGACACCUGUAGUGAAGAGAGUUAUCAGGCUUGAUGUCCCUGUAGAGAAAUAUCCAAAUCAGUAUAAUUUUGUUGGCCGAAUUUUGGGACCUCGCGGGAACUCAUUGAAAAGAGUGGAAGCCAUGACAGAAUGUAGGGUUUAUAUCAGAGGCUGUGGCUCUGUGAAGGAUUCUAUUAAGGAAGAGAAGCUUAAAGAUAAACCUGGAUAUGAGCACCUUAAUGAACCAUUGCAUGUGUUGGUGGAGGCAGAAUUUCCAGAGGAUAUAAUCAAUUCUCGCUUGGAUCAUGCGGUGGCGAUACUAGAAAAUCUUUUGAAGCCUGUGGAUGAAUCACUUGACCAUUAUAAGAAGCAGCAAUUGAGGGAGUUAGCUAUGAUCAAUGGUACUUUGAGGGAGGAAAGUCCAAGCAUGAGCCCGAGUAUGAGUCCAAGCUUGUCACCAUUUAACAGUACUGGAAUGAAACGAGCCAAGACAGGAAGAUGACCCUAAUAUGCUUGUUUACAAUUGGACCAUACAUUUUUUUCAAGCUCUUAGAAUUUGGAGGUGGCCUUUUCACUCCAUAAACUCUGUCGGGCUUGAAUCUCCUUGAGCACCUUGCAAGGAUGACUGAUGGUUCUCUGACGGCUAUUCUUUGGUGUAUUAACCGCCACAACAUUGACAGUCAUUUUGUUGAAGUUAUAGUAUUAACUAAUUUGCAGGUGCUACUUAGUAGCAUACUCCUAGUUUGAUUAUUUUUUUCAUUUGAUUUUGCAUUUGUCUAAUUAAGUUACAUGCGUAUGUCAUAUAUGCAUGGUAUUGGAUUUUAAGCUAAAUAAAACAUGUGGAGUGGCUUUGAUUAUUAUAUUGUGACCUGAAUAUUUUUGGCAUCAUUAUUCAAUAAUUGUCAAUUCGUA
Messenger RNA from Lotus japonicus, 1470 nucleotides. RefSeq names its product KH domain-containing protein At1g09660/At1g09670. NCBI's taxonomy places the organism in Eukaryota, Viridiplantae, Streptophyta, Magnoliopsida, Fabales, Fabaceae. The transcript has 8 exons. Bases 170 to 1060 code for a protein of 296 amino acids. Gene Ontology annotation, molecular function: mRNA binding. The record is from RefSeq and is a predicted model, not a curated record. Gene Ontology annotation, biological process: regulation of mRNA splicing, via spliceosome. Gene Ontology annotation, cellular component: nucleus.